AUGCCUCCCAAGAAGAAGGAACAGCAGAAAAUGUCCCUCGGGGACUUUCUGGCUGAUUCAGGUUUUGGUGGAGGCUCCAACUGGGCUGAUGAGGUUGAGGAAACCUAUGUUUCUGGCACCCAAGCCCUCCCCCCGGCUCGAGACACCGGCCGCUCCUUUGCUGCGUCCUCGUGGCAGGACCGAGGCUACUCCGUCCGCGAGUCCGUCCCCUCCAAGCUUCCCGAGAAGCCCCCGUAUACCGCCCACCUGGGCAACCUCUCAUAUGACGCCACCAGCGAGUCUGUGACCGACUUUUUCACCGGCUGCGACGUUGUUAGUGUUCGAAUCAUCGAGGAUCGUGAGCUGCAGCGCCCCAAGGGCUUUGGAUACGUCGAGUUCGGCAACCUCGAAGGCCUGAAGAAGGCCCUGACCCUUGAUGGACAGUCUUUCGAGGGCCGCAUGAUCAAGAUCAAGAUCGCUGAUCCUCCUCGUGGCGGCGAAGGCCGAGAGGGCCGUAUUGGCGAGUCUGCCCGAGACUUGAGCGAGUGGACCCGCAAGGGCCCUCUGCCCGACCUUCCUUCAUCGAGGGGUCCCCGGAAUGACUUUGGCGAACGCCGCCCUCCUCGUGAUCCCGCCUUUGAGAGCCGUGCUCCUCGCGAGAUGACCUGGGAGCGACGCGGACCUCUGUCCCCUCUGUCCCCGCAGGAACCUGGAUCCCGUGAAAGCAGCCGUGCUCGCGGACCUCAGGAGGGUUUGGGAGAGCGCAGCGACUCGUACCGUGGAAACCGCCGGGAGCCCGCGGCCUGGGGCGAGGGACGACAGGAAGGCCGCUCCCCUCGGCAAUACAGCGAGCGUGCCGAGCGUCCUGAGCGCCCUGAGCGCACUGCCACCGCUGCUGAAAAGGAUUUCCAAUGGCGUGACCGCAUGCGUCCCGACUCUGCCAACGCGCCCGCAACUGAGGCCCCGGCCUCUCCUGGUGCCGCACCUGCCACCCUCGCCCAAGGUGGUCGUCCUCGCCUGAACCUCCAGAAGCGAACCGUCUCGGAAGUUGCCGAUACCGCCUCUACCAAUGCUUCGGACUCCAAGGCCAGCCCCUUUGGAGCUGCUCGACCCAUCGACACCGCCGCGAGGGAGAAGGAGAUUGAAGAAAAGAGACUGCAGGCGAUUCAAGAGAAGCGGGAAGCGGAUGAGAAGGCCAAGGAAGAGAGGCGUCUGGCCAAGGAAGCUGCUGCUGCCAAGGCCGAGGCUGAGGCCGAGGCUGCAGCUAAGAAGGCUGCCGAGGCCGCUGAGUCUGCCGAGGCCGCCGAGGCUAAGACAGAGUCAAAGGCUGAGGGCGAGACGGCAACCAAGACUGAGGAAGAGCCCAGGACCGAGCAGGAGAAGCAGAACGGUGCUGCGGAGCAGAAGGUGCCUAUUCGGACGCGUGACCAGCCCAAGGAUUUCAAUCAGGGACAGAAAUCAAGAGCUACCGAGUCUGGAAACUGGAGAUCGGCUUCGAAUGAACAGCGAAUCCCCCGGGGUCCAUUCCGUGGAGGCCGUGGUGGCCGCGGUGACCGAGGAGAAGGCCCUCCCCGAGGACCUCGCAACGACAACCGGGCGCCUCGUGCCAACGGCCAGCAAGCUGCUGCUGCUGCUGCUCCCGCGGCCGAGGGCGACGCUCCGGCUCCGGCCCCGGCUCCGGCUGCUGAUGAUGACGGCUGGACAACCGUCGCGGCUGGUAAGAAGGGACGAAUUGGACGAGUGUAAAAACCAAACCAUAACGAAAACGAGGGAUCACGAAAAGAGCGAUUGUGAAAAUUUGAUGCCAUUUCCUUUCGGUUUUCAAUGACUAGAGAUUGCCGUCGCAAGAC
Molecule: messenger RNA, 1829 nt
Organism: Trichoderma citrinoviride
Lineage: Eukaryota; Fungi; Ascomycota; Sordariomycetes; Hypocreales; Hypocreaceae
Exons: 7
Coding region: 1-1725 (574 amino acids)
Molecular function (GO): RNA binding
Source: RefSeq, a predicted model, not a curated record